UGGUUUACACCGAGAUCAGAGCUAGAGUGCCUGGGGGGUGGGAGCAGAAGGAGAAAGGGCGUCUGAUGCCAGCUGCCAAUAUGACAGAAACCCUGCAGCUCCCGGCGCUGCGAGUCCCCGAGCAGCAGGUGCUGGAGGGCGGCUGCGCCUGGUCCAGCUCGUCCACCCCGACCCUGCGCAGGAAGCGCUUCAAGAUGAGGCGGAUGAAGAACGUGCAGGAGCAGAGCCUGGACGCCGUCAGGUACCAGGAUUCUCCUUCCUCCAGCAAGGAAUACCUGCAGCUCCCAUCCAUUGAGAUCACCCCCUCCAGUGACGAGGACACCCCCUGGUCCAACUGCUCCACUCCCAGUGCCUCCCCGCGCCGCAAGCGCUUCCUCCUUCGGAAGUGGCUGCGCGUCCGAGAGAAGAAGGAGUACAGUGAGAGCAGCAGCCAGCAGAGCAGCCAGCAGAGCAGCCAGCAGAGCAGCCACGACGAUGACUCUGCCCGGUUCCUGAGCCCCUUCAUGCGUGAGGACAGUACUGCCAGUAACUCCAACCGCAGCACGCCUGCCUGCUCCCCGAUCCUGCGCAAACGCUCCCGCUCGCCCACGCCGCAGGACGCCCCGGGGGACGCCAUGGUGGAGAAGGGCUCCGACCACUCCUCAGACAAAUCCCCGUCCACGCCGGAGCAGGGUGUCCAGCGGAGCUGCUCCUCCCAGUCAGGCCGCAGUGGGGCCAAGAACUCCAAGUCACACAAGCGCCUCUCCAAAUAUGACAGACUUAACCUGCUCAAAAAAAGCCAGAGUUGGUAUAAUCAUGAGAGACAGUACAUCCGGAGAGUGCUGAGUCCGACGUACAAACAGCGGAAUGAGGAUUUCAGGAAGCUUUUCAAGCAGCUCCCGGACACGGAGCGCCUCAUCGUAGAUUACUCAUGUGCUCUUCAACGAGACAUUCUCCUGCAGGGCCGCCUCUACCUCUCCGAGAACUGGAUCUGCUUCUACAGCAACAUCUUCCGCUGGGAGACGCUGCUGACAGUUCGCUUGAAGGACAUCUGCUCCAUGACCAAGGAAAAGACAGCACGGCUCAUUCCCAAUGCCAUCCAAGUUUGCACUGACACUGAAAAGCACUUUUUUACUUCCUUUGGGGCUCGAGACAGGACGUACAUGAUGAUGUUCAGACUCUGGCAGAAUGCUUUGCUUGACAAGCCUCUGUGUCCCAAGGAGCUCUGGCACUUUGUCCACCAGUGUUAUGGGAACGAGCUGGGCCUGACCAGUGAUGAUGAAGACUAUGUGCCUCCUGAUGAUGACUUCAACACCAUGGGCUACUGCGAAGAAAUCCCUGUGGAGGAGAAUGAAGUCAACGACAGCUCCUCCAAGAGCAGCAUGGAGGCCAAGCCAGAAGCCAGCCCUCAGCUGCCAAAGAAAUCUGUCACUGCCAGCACCCUGACCUCCACGGGCAGCAGCGAAGCCCCAGCCUCAUUUGAUGGAGUGCUCCCAGAGGAGGAGGAGGCAGUGGCAGAGAGUCCUGUGGAGAAAGACCUUGGCAUUGCCAACAUCAUGGGAGAGAAGAUCGACAUCAUUGGCCCUGUGAACUCCCCCUCCCUGGACUUCAAUGACAACGAAGACAUUCCCACGGAGCUCAGUGACUCCUCAGACACCCACGAUGAAGGGGAAGUCCAGGCCUUUUAUGAGGACCUGAACGGGCGCCAGUACGUGAACGAGGUGUUCAACUUCAGCGUGGACAAGCUCUACGACCUGCUCUUCACCGACUCCCAGUUCCAGAGGGACUUCAUGGAGCAGCGCCGCUUCUCGGAUAUUAUCUUUCACCCCUGGAAGAAGGAGGAAAAUGGCAAUCAGACCAGAGUGAUCCUGUACACCAUCACCCUCACCAACCCUCUGGCCCCCAAAACUGCCACAGUCACUGAGACCCAGACAAUGUACAAAGCCAGCCAGGAGAGCGAGUGCUAUGUCAUAGAUGCAGAGGUGCUAACUCACGACGUCCCCUACCACGAUUAUUUCUACACCAUUAACCGCUACACGUUGACUCGUGUUGCCAGAAACAAAAGCCGACUCAGGGUUUCCACAGAAUUACGCUACAGGAAACAGCCUUGGGGGCUGGUGAAAUCCUUCAUUGAGAAGAAUUUUUGGAGCGGCCUGGAAGAUUAUUUCCGUCAUUUGGAGAGCGAGCUGACCAAAACAGAGAGCACGUACCUGGCUGAGGUGCACAGACAAUCCCCCAAAGAGAAGGUGAGCAAGCAAUCCACGGUGCGCCGGCGGAAACGCGCCCACGCGCACCUGCGGGUGCCACACCUGGAGGAGGUGCUCAGCCCCGUCACCACCCCCACGGAUGAGGAGGUUGCCCAUCGAAUCAAGCACGUGGCAGGUUCCACUCAGACACGGCACAUCCCUGAGGAGAGCCCCAGUGGCUUCCACCUGCAGAGUGUCUCCAAGCUGCUCCUUGUCAUCAGCUUUGUGAUCUGUUUCAGUCUGGUGCUGCUGGUCAUUCUCAACAUGAUGCUGUUCUACAAACUCUGGAUGUUGGAAUACACCACGCAGACGCUCACGGCGUGGCAGGGCCUGAGGCUGCAGGAGAGGUUACCCCAGUCUCAGACAGAAUGGGCCCAGUUGCUGGAGUCCCAGCAGAAGUACCACGACUCAGAGCUGCAGAAAUGGCGUGAGAUCAUCAAAUCCUCGGUGAUGCUUCUGGACCAGAUGAAGGAUUCACUGAUAAAUCUCCAGAAUGGCAUCGGGUCCCGGGACUUCGGGUCAGAUCCAGAGGAGAAACGGAAACGUUUCCAUUAACAGGCAGGAAUGCAGGAGGCCAGAGGACGGUGUGCAAUAUGUGUAAAUAGGAUAUAUAAAUAUAUAUAUAUAAAUAUAUAUAUAUACAGAUAUAAAUAUAUAUAUUAUAUACAGAUUUUAAGAGAAAAAAAAAAAAAAGAAAAAAAGCCUAAAGAGGGGAAGGAGUGACCUCCAACACUGGCUGAACUGGAGCGUCUCUGGGAGCGUGGGGGGUGUGUGUGUGUGUGUGGGAGGGCUGUGCUCUCCCAGCACUGAGGUGUGCUUAGGGCCGUGCCCAGCCCUGCUCCCUGGGCCCGUGCACUGCUCCUCUGUAAUAUUCCUGUCUGUCUGUCUGUCUGUCUGUUUCGUUUUUGUUGUCUCAAAGGGAAGCAUCAGCGUGAGUGCCCCCACCCUGUCCCCAUCCCCUCCCUGUGCGUGCAGGUCCCUGUUCACUCUAUUUAUCUCUCAAAGGGGACACUGUCAGCUCCCUCACCUCGCUGGCUUCAGGGCACAGAGGCUUUGGCAAUUGCAGUCAAUCCCUUGCAAAACUGCUUUGGAGAGGAGGGGGAGUUGCUCUGGGUCUGUGGAGAGCAGAUCCCCCUGGCAGGUCCCUUCUGGGAGCAGCAGUUUGCUGUCAGGGCGGCCAGCUUGGCUCGGAGCAGAGCACAGAGCGUGGCCAAGCUGCAGUCCCUUCCACAGACACUGAUUUGCUGUCGUGGAUGCUGCACGGAGAGGAGUGUCUGGCCCCAGGGUGUGUGGGAGGAGGAGAGCCACGCCUGUGACAGUGUCCCCUUUAGCUGUCCUCUGCUUUCUCUGUGCUUGGGCCCCUGCCCCUGAGCCACCCCUGUGCUGCAGGUCUGCAUCGGUGCUGGAAUCACCACGGUGGGAGCACCCAAAUCUAAAACAGAAAACCAAAAUUAGGAUUGGUUUGCAACCACUCCCACUACCCAGCUCAGUACAUCUCUCUCCUCUUCGUUCACCCAGCCCUUGUCUUGUAAAAUCUGUGGGAAAACGGGGAAAGACAAGAGCUUCCUUUCCUUGCCUGGGAUAAAUUUACAUAAUUGUAUCUAUGCACCAACAGCCAUCACUGUGGAUAUUUACAUGACUGCAUCUGUAGAGCAACGAGGCUUCCAGAAAUCCAGGAGAAGUCAGGAAGGGUCACAGGGACCAAGAGGGGAAAGGCAAAAGGGACCAUCAGAGGGUGGCAGGACAGAGCUGGGUGUGAGGCACCUGUGGGGUGUCUCCCAUCAGCUGGGUUGUGAAGCUCUGAGAAUCACCAGGUGGUAGAGCUGCACUCAGAAAAAGCCAGUGUGCAUUUUCUGUUGUUCUGGGGAUAAUUCCAGACUCCAUUAGCAGCCAGAUGAGGAAGGAGGGGCAGCUUGGCUGUGCUGUGCAGUGCACAAACUCCACAGGGACUGUGGGGUUGGGAUGCAGGCUGCUGCUUAGAGUGUUUAAGAAAUGCUCUGGCCUCUUACCCAGCCAGGUAGCUUAGGGGAAUGUGAGGCCCUCUGUGUCCAACGCUGGGAUUUUUCCACCUUCUGACUGGCAGGAGGGAGGCAGCUGCACAUUCCCAGUUUGGAAAUGGUGCAGUUGUAGCUCCUUCAGGGAGUGCCAGGGUCAACAAUUGGUCUCACACCAUUCUGUACCACAGAAUGUCCUCAGCGGAGUCUGAGGAAAACCCUCUCAAGCUCCCACUUUGCAAUUAGGGGAAGGUAUGGAUGCAGGAAGAAGCUGCUGAUUUCUCCCAGGCUGCCUGCAGUCUCCAUGACCGAGUGCUAAACACAUGCCCCAUGCAAGAGUCACAUUUGCAGGAGCAUGGAUGAAACCAGGUUAUCAAAAAGACAUUUCAGACUGUGAAAGCAAGGUCCACUUGGGG
Messenger RNA from Corvus hawaiiensis (hawaiian crow), 4635 nucleotides. RefSeq names its product GRAM domain containing 1B (gene GRAMD1B). NCBI's taxonomy places the organism in Eukaryota, Metazoa, Chordata, Aves, Passeriformes, Corvidae. Bases 66 to 2780 code for a protein of 904 amino acids. The record is from RefSeq and is a predicted model, not a curated record. Gene Ontology annotation, cellular component: plasma membrane; endoplasmic reticulum membrane; endoplasmic reticulum-plasma membrane contact site. Gene Ontology annotation, biological process: intracellular sterol transport. The transcript has 24 exons. Gene Ontology annotation, molecular function: sterol binding; sterol transfer activity.